Trichoplax adhaerens is the source of this 1701-nucleotide messenger RNA. RefSeq lists its product as uncharacterized. The transcript has 4 exons. Bases 1 to 1701 code for a protein of 566 amino acids. The record is from RefSeq and is a predicted model, not a curated record. NCBI's taxonomy places the organism in Eukaryota, Metazoa, Placozoa, Uniplacotomia, Trichoplacea, Trichoplacidae.
AUGACUACUAGUACAUUAGGAGCUACCAAUAUGGGUUAUAACAGAGAUUAUAUAAACAAACAUGAUGCUGAACGCUAUCUUGCAUACGAGUCGCGUGGUGAUGCAACACAAGUUAACUCAAGGGAAAAUUUGCGUACUGAGAGAACUUCACCUAGGGAUACCGUGAAGAAGAAUAAACCUGUCAAUUUAACUUUCGAUCCUUUUACAAAAUCAACUGAAGAUUUACAUAUUAAUCCGAAGACUCCAGAAGUGAAGCCAAUCGAUUAUCAAGAAAUGGAGUCCGCUCCAACGAUCAACGGUAAAACCAUUCAGUUCAGUCUGCCUAAGAAUAUUGCUAAUGAAAGAUACAGCUUUCUCUAUCACCCGCAACUAUCUUCCAGCCAACGUUAUAAAUUAUGGAGUAUUGCUACAAUGUAUAAUGUUCAGCCUCUUCGUGAUACGAAACGAAAAUUAUAUGAACAGCAAAAAAACCUAUCACUUAAAGAGAUUGAAAUAAAGAAGAAGAUGUUACUUCAGAUUGAAGAAAGGCAGGGAGUACAUAAAUCAACUUCUACUAUACCCAGCAGGAUUGUAUCAGCACAAGUUACAGGCCAUAGAAGAGCCGAAACGUUACCUAAACCUAGGAGACCGCAUACAAGUCCGCCACGAACUUCGACUUCUCGUCAGCAAGAUAGCAUGAAAAAAUUUAUGCAGCGUCUAAAUUCUGCAAGAUCGAAUGAAUUUAGACAAAAUAUUGCCGCAGCGGCUAAAGAGACAAACAGGAGAGAAUUACCAGAUAUCAAUGAUAGCGGUUCUAUGCUUUCUGCUCGCAAUCGCAGUGACAUCACUUUAUCUCAGCGAAGUCGUGCAAACUCGUAUAGGAAUCGAAAUGGAUCAUACAUGCAGAGAGACAGAUCCGCUUCGCAGAGAAAUCGAUCAAAACAGGCUGACGACUCUACUAAAAAAUCAGAAAAUAAUGAAGACACAAUAUCACAAAAUCUUGACGUUUUAGCCGAAUAUCGUGCACCAGAUGCUCCAUGGGCGUCUGCCGAUACCGUCAGUAUUGCGGAAAGUAUGUCAUUAGGAGGAGAUAGAGUUUUAUCUCAUUUUGCUGAUACAUUGUCUUUGGGCGGUGAUCGUGUUAUUGGUAAUCAGGACAGCAUAUCCCUGACAGGAGAUUUACCUACCGGCAGAGGAAUGCAUAGCGAAACUGUAAGCAGAGACCAAGAAACUGAUGUAACUGCUGCUGGUCACUCAACUUCGGUCGAAAACAGAGUAGAUAAGGAAGGUGACGAUAUUAGUAUUGGUACGCCUAGUAUUUCGGAAGGUAUGCUAGAAGAACCUAAAAAAGUAACUCUUGGAUUCACAACGGAAGAAGAGACGAUUCUUGAAGAAGGUGCUACUGAUUUCGAUGUAGUUCGAAAACGACGUGCGCAGACUACGAUCGAGAAUUCUAUUCGUAGAGCUGAUUCAAAUGCUAGCAUGUCUGGUCGAGCAAAGAGCGGCUCGUUUUCCACUAGUAUAAAAAAUUCUCAAAGUAGCACAAGUAUAUCUAGCGAUGAUUCUUUUCAUAAAGCUUUAAGAGCAUCAUCAGAAGAUCCUGGCGAUACUUUUUUUACAAAUCGCCAAGAUGCUAGAGCUGGUGAUGGCUUUUGGGGUAGAAUGGCUCAGGAAAAGAAAGACACACUUAGUGUCUUCGGUAACUCAGAAACAUUAACGUAA